AAAUGUUGAAACAUAGCGUGCAUGCCAUGAAAAACAGUAUUGUCAAACUGAAACCAUACACGGGGGUCAUGUCUAUUUAAUUCCUAACGUUAAAUAUCAACUCAAAGAGGAGAGCACUUCAUUCAUUUACUUAUUUUGGGUAGGCAUGCUGGUCAGCUGUAAAAAUAAUAAGAGAACUGAUCACACUGUGCAGACUAACCGUCAAGAUGCUUUAAUGGUAUAUUUGAGCAUGAGCUUUUGUGAUGCAUCACUUCAUCAGAUGCAUUGAAGUAUUCCUGCUUUGCACUGGAUAAACAACAAUGAGCUCUUCAAAACCACCAUCUGCUGGCAGCAAAAGACAUGGCUUGUCCGACAGCGUCUUUGUGUCCCCUGGCACCAAGCAGCAGCCUCUCAGCGCCUCCGGCACCCCAGUGCUAGAGAACUGUCCCGGAAACGAUGACGAGCGGGAGAGGAAGCAGCGGCGACGCUCCCGAGUGGUUGACCUACAGUUCAGCACCGACUCGCCUCUGUCCGCACAGUCUCCCAUUAGCAAGCAAGCUGAAACAUCGUUGCCAGCAAUCCCACAAUUGACAAAUGCCCAGAUUGCAGAUCAUUAUUCCACAUGCAUCAAACUUUCAACAGAAAAUAAAAUCACUACAAAGAAUGUGUUUGGCUUGCACCUCAUCGACUAUAUGACGGAAAUACUCAAACAGAAAGAUUCUGAACUAACCAACUUUAAGGUGGCAGCUGGUACCCUCGAUGCAAGUGCAAAGAUCUACGCAGUGAGAGUUGAUGCUGUGCAUGCAGAUGUUUACAGGGUUCUUGGAGGACUAGGCAAAGAUGCUGCACCGACAGGGUCGGAGGCCGACCAGGAUAUAGGUGAAGGAAGUGUGGAUUCUGAGAACUCAAAGAGGCCCCUGAGCAAGAGGAAACUCCUGUACAAAACGAUUGAAAAGAACCUGAAUAACAUUAAUGUCUCUGAGACGGAUCGUAAAUGCGAGGUCAACCCCAUGUUCCAGAAGACGGCGACCUCUUUUGACGAGUGUAGUACAGCAGGUGUCUUCCUCACCACACUUCACACCCACAGCUAUCUCAGUGAAGUGUUGUUUGAUGCCAGCGUCACACCACUCCCUUCUUCUGCACCUUCAGAGUCACCAAGUUCUUCUCCUGUGAAAGUGGCGGAUUUAAAAUCCAUCCUUCUGCAGUGUGUUGAAAAGCGCCCAAUUUGCCCUUCCUUGAGCGGUUUCCUCUUUACUCAGUGGACCAGUGAAACUCAUAAUGAGUCUGUGUCAGCUCUGUUGGAUAAAUUUAGGAAGAGCGAUCAGGUGUUUGAUGUCAACGCAGAGGUGGAUAGUGACUCUGGGGACUAUGCCGAGGACCCUGGGGAGAAUGACUUUGAUGCUGAUGCCUUGGACAAGACAGCUGGGAAGGAUCUUGGGGAGUUCUCUGAGAAGUUGGAGGCAUGCAGAAUAGCACCGGGAAGCUCAAGAAAAGACAUCAUGCCCCUGGGGGAAGAAGAUGUUGGGUCCAUGUGUCUUCACUUGUCGGUGAACCCCAGCGAGUAUUCUUACUUCAGCCCCCGGACCAUGUCCAUGUGGGCAGGCCCCGAACACUGGCGUUUCAAGCCUCGCCAUAAAGGUGAUGCCAACUUGGAGAAAGUAAGCAAAAGGAAGGCUGCAAAGAAGGCCUUUGAAAUCAACUUUGACGAAGAAAUUGAGUUUGAGCUCCAUUUCCGCACGACAAGAGCGGCUACAACUCUGGCCAAGUCCACCCUUGAAAGCCAAAACAAGAAGAGCAGCACCCUGCCUGCGGACUUCCAUUAUGACCCCGACAACCUCACCCGGCUCUUCCUCAAACCAGCCAACAAGCUGUGGAAGACGGCGCAACCGGGCAGCUUGUCCCGACACGACGAGGAGGUUGGAGAGUAUGAUUACAACAACCCCAACGACACCUCCAAUUUCUGUCCUGCACUGCAAGAUGCGGACAGCGACGGCGACGAUCCCGUGGACUUCGUGGGCCAAGGGGGGAUGUUUGAAAUGACUGCCAACCCGACAGCGGGGGCGGGCCCGAAUGCAGAGCUCAACAGAGGCCUCGACGGGCUCAACAUCACCACUUAUGGGGAAUCGAAUCUGCUGGCCGAGCCGCAGAAAGUGAACAAGAUAGAUAUUCAGUAUGCAAAGACUGCCAAGAAGAUGGACAUGAAGAGGCUAAAACGGACCAUGUGGUGCCUCCUGACUGACUCCCCGAAGACUCAAAUGGAGGCAGAGAAGGAUAACUUGGAGAAAAGCACAAACUCUUCAGCUGUAGCAGGUCCAAAGAUCUUCAGCAGCAUCACCCAGGAGCUGCUUCACAGGUUGCCCUCCAUGAUGGCAAAGAACCUGUCCGUGCCACUGGCAUUUGCUUGCCUCUUGCAUCUGGCUAACGAAAAGAACCUGAAGCUGGAAGGGGUGGAGGACUUGUCCGAAGUCUUAGUGCUGCAAGGAGACUAACAUGUGCCACUUGGGCAGAGCAGACAGCAAUUGGGCCCUUUACCAGCGGGUUCUCUGCCACGAUGGAAGACUUCGCCACAGUUUUGGUCACGGUGGCCUUGUUCUGUGCCGCUGACCACUCACAGCUGCUUCUCCUCUUCCCCUUGAGGAUGUCGGGAAGGGCAUCAGCCUGAUUCCAUCAAUUCUGUGAAUCACAAACUGUUUCAACAAGCACAGGACCAUUUGGAAUUGUGGGCAGCCAGCGAGACCGCCAGGGUGUGUGUGUAGCCCUUCUUACCAUUCUCUCCCCCGUCCACCGUGACUGUGUAGUUGGCGUGGGCAACCUUGGCUCUCCAACGGUUGCUGAACUACAACUCCCAGCAUCCUCAGCUGCAGUUGUGGUUGGGGAAGAUGGAAGUUUUAGUUCAGCAACUGUUGGAGAUCCAAGGUUGCCUACCCCUGUUCUAGGCUGUGGCCCACACGCUCCCUGAAAUUAAUCUGUGCUCUUGCAGACAGCAAAGAAUUGCUAAGUAUAUCCAGUCUGCUUCUAGUAUAUAUCAGCUUUGUGUACAUAGAGUUUCCCCUGUCCCUUUUGCCUUCUUUUUACACUUUCUCAUUUUACAUCGUAAUUAUCUUGAAUUGUUUUAUAUAUUUGUACAGAGGACUUUCUUUUUAAAAAAUAAUAAUAAACUAUGACAAUGUGAAACCA
Molecule: messenger RNA, 3156 nt
Organism: Hemicordylus capensis (graceful crag lizard)
Lineage: Eukaryota; Metazoa; Chordata; Lepidosauria; Squamata; Cordylidae
Gene: NCAPH
Product: non-SMC condensin I complex subunit H
Exons: 18
Coding region: 300-2468 (722 amino acids)
Biological process (GO): mitotic chromosome condensation
Cellular component (GO): condensin complex
Molecular function (GO): chromatin binding
Source: RefSeq, a predicted model, not a curated record